UCGAGCGCUCAACGUUGACGUCGCGGUUGAAAAUCGGCAAGAGGUUCGAGCCACAAAAGCUCCGGUACAGUGCGUACUCCCUAUGCUGAACGACUCGCCAGUGAGUGUGUGACUGUGUGCGGGCGCAGACAUGAAGUGAAUAAGAAAUUGGAAAAGCACUAAAACAUAACAUAUAUGUAAAAUAUACGAAAAAAAAAUAUAUAAAAACGCAAAAGAAAACGCAAGAAACGUGGGUAAGGCCAAAAGCGAGGCAAAAACCGACAACGACAACAAAAAAGCAACAACAACAACAACAGCAAUAGCAAUAGCAACAACAACAACAGCAACUCGGCGAUAAUCAGAAAAUAUUUCUUUAAGCCCAUCGCGCGCCUCAAAUCGAAAAAGCGCGAAAUAUUUAUUUCGGCCCCAAAACCUACAGAAAUGCACAGAACAGAGAAGCAUUCGGAGGCAUCCCAGCUGAGACUCUGCCUCGAAAUUCAUCAGGAGGAUUCCGGAACAGAUCUGCAGAUGUCUAGGAAAAAAUGCAAUAAUAACCAACAGCGACGAGGUCGUCGAAGGCGAAUCGACUGGGGGAAUUUGUUGGGUGUUCGUGGCUCCAUCAGCUUUACCAUUUUGAUGUUGACCAUUUGCAUGGCCCACACGUCGACUGCCGUUCCUGCCGUGGAGAGCAGCAGCGUGGCAUCCUCCACAGUCGUCACGGUCGCGGUUACGCCGAGCAUCACGGCGAGCAGUUCGAGUCCGAGUUCGAGCGGCGGAAGUGCCGGAUUCUACGGACUGGCGGCCAGCACCACGGAAUCCCCAGCUCCGCCGGAACAGCAGCAGCCCCAGGGCCAAUGCCUGCUGGACGGAAUGUGGGUGGCCGAAACCGCGGCCCAUUGCGAAUAUCAGACCAGUUGCCGUGCCAUCCAGCGAACCGGCCACUGCUGCCCCGAUUAUAAAUGCGAUUGCGAAAAGGACGGCAAAACUUAUGCCAAUGGUUAUAAAUUGGUUGAUCCGGACACGCCGUGCACCGUGUGCUACUGCAAAGGCGGCGAGAUUGUUUGCAGCCCGGUGACCUGUUUCCACCGAGACGACUGCAUGCCCAAAUACGUUCCCGGUCGCUGUUGUCCGGAGUACGACAAUUGUCCCAUUCUGGACAACAAUCCUCCGCUGGCCAGCGAACCCGUGAGCACUUCCACCACCUCCACCCAAAAGCCAGUUGCCUUGGCUCCACCCGCUGGGUUCAACUGGAACAUCACCAUCAAGGAGAUAACCAAGCCCACGGAGAUCCGAAUAACCGAUGACAACAAGGCCAAGCCAUCGAUUCCCACGAGGAAGCCGAGUAGUUUGAAUCCAACCACCGAGGGACCGGCAACCACUGGAGUUUCUUCGCUGGAAAGCACCACUGCAGGAUCACAGGUAUCACCUGGAGCAGCAGGAUCCACAGGAGCAGCCAUAACAACAGCAACACCAGCCAUCAGCAGCACGCCUGCAGCAGCAACAUCUCCUGUGACAGCAGCAACACCAACGGAAACGGCGGCAACACCAACGAUUUCCAGCCAAGACAGCAACCAGAAAGCACUUCCAGUCGGCAACGAGAGCUUAAAGCUCAUCGCAUCUGUUGGCUAUAUUGAAAAGCCACUUUCCCCCAGCAGCAGCAACAUUGUGGAGCAACAGGUGAAGCCACUGGUCACCUACACAUCUGACGGUUUGCAAUCGCUGGCUGGAAGUGAUCCCAGUAAGGUGAACAUCAAGAGGGAGUACACCACAGAGGGAGCCUUCCAGAGCACCAAGAACUACGAGGAGUCCUUCCCUCUGUUCAUACAGAACGGUUUUAAGGACUCUCUGGUGGAGCCAACCGAUGGAGAACUCGAACCUGAUACAGCGGGCAGUGAUAACAUCUACCACAUUAUAUCCACCACCGAAGGACCUGGCAGUAAACAGAAAAUUACCACAGAUGCACCACCAAAAGUUGUGGAAACCUCAACCAUUAGUCAACCUUCGAGUAAUAACACCACCAAAUCGGGAAUGGAUAUCACCACAGAUGGUCCCAAUUCAGUGAGCAGUGAAAUGCCGCCCUUGAGUUCCACUCACCACAUGGAAGUGGAGGACGAUGUGCCCCAGGUGGAGUCCAAUCCUGCCUAUCCUUCGCUUCCCGAAGACGAUUUCAGCUUGAGGGAUGUGAACUUUCCCCUCGUGGAACUGGAUGAUGUUGCUGAAGUUGAAAAGGACGAACCGAGAAGCAUUCCCAGUCCCUUUGAGCUGAGCCACAGGCACGUGAAACUAACUCCCGAUCCGAAUCUCGAUAGCAGUGGAAGUGGAAGUGGCGGUGGCGACAUAGAACUCUACCAGGAGAAAUCCUCCACCACCGAGGGAAUGCUAGCUGCAGCUUCUUCGAUUGAGGAAAGGAACUCUCUGGUGCCACUGCUGAUGUACAGUGGUGAAGAUAUUUCCGGGGAGACCCGCAUCCAAAAUGGAAGCGAUCUGCAGCUGGAGAAGAUCAGUAGGAACGAAGGCGUCGAGGAAAUGGAAUUGGGCAGUGGUGAGGUGAGGGAACCCAUUACCCCGAAAACCAGCCCACUUUCCACCCUGGACAUCGAUGAAUUGGGUUCAGGAUCGGGUCAAGUGGGUAAUGUGGGUGGUGUGGAUCCCAAGGCGGAUGCAGAGAGCCUUAAACUAGAUGAAAGCCAGGAAACGGAGGCCAAAACCAGUUCAGUGGACAAAUCCUCUGCGAGGGCCGAAAAGAGUUUUGUGGAGAGAGCCCUGCCAUUGGGACGCCUAUAUCUUCAGAAGAUCUACUAAAGUCGGUUCACUGGAAUCGGCUUACUUGAAAGAUCAAACCUUUUUAUUGUAUAUACAUACACCGUAACGAAAAUCCAACCAUUCAAGUGAGCAAAGUUGUAGGUUUAAGUAGAACGAAAGGAAAAACAGGGGAGAGGAGGAUCUAUUUGAGGAUUUAUCAUUUCCACAGACUGCAUAGACGACCUUCUGAAUUUAUAAACCUUACGGACAUAAUCAUUAACCUAUGAUUAGCAAAGCUGGGCUCCCCAAAUGCAAUAACAAAAUGUUUCAUUAAUCAAAGGCAAUCCACAUUGCUUAGUUGUAUUUCUUAUUUAUACGUAUUUGUCCUAAGUGCACAUUAGACAUCCAAACAUUCUGCCACGCCCACAAUCGAAAUUCAUCGAAUAAGUCGCAACAUUUACGAACGGAAAAUUUUUAACUUGUUUUAUCUCAUCAUGAUUUUAUUUAAUGUGUAAUUUAUUUCAUAACGAAUGGAAAUGAAUUGGAAAAGUAGGCCGAUAGCUUCAGCGGUGGUUUAUUUUAAAAUGCAAUGGCAAACUAUAUAGUCCUCUUUAAUUUGAAAAGCUUUUAAGUUUAGACUGAAUAUGGCAAAGUUUUAAUUUAAAGCAAUUUACAAUUACUCCUACUUUAACCAUAAUUUAUAUACAAUUAAACUAAUUUAAACUUGACAUUGAGUCGAAGAUAAUUGAAGAGGGGAACAAGGAAUCCCAAGAAGGAAUUCUUAAGUUCGUCAGAAUUUGAAAACUAACGAGAGGAGAAAAGUGUCAAAAUAAAAACGCAGUCAUUCUUUAGUUAGUCCAUAAAAUAAACAAUUACCUAUAUGAACAUAAUUUAUUUAGGCGAUGAUCGAGCACACUAUCACUCACACAUACACACACAACCACACAGAUUUUUUGAGAUAAAGUAAACUAUAUUAUGAAUCUACUUUAACUAGCGUAAAUUUAGAUUGAAGCUCAUUUUAAAAUGUAUGAACUAUGAAUAAAAAUGAGGUAAUUCUAAAACACAAA
Drosophila ficusphila is the source of this 3788-nucleotide messenger RNA. RefSeq names its product probable GPI-anchored adhesin-like protein PGA55. Gene Ontology annotation, molecular function: protein binding. The coding region runs from base 421 to 2781 and encodes 786 amino acids. Lineage: Eukaryota; Metazoa; Arthropoda; Insecta; Diptera; Drosophilidae. The record is from RefSeq and is a predicted model, not a curated record. The transcript is spliced from 7 exons.